UUGGUAACUCUUCAUUUCGAAUACAAAAACCUUUGCACUCAAGAUGAGCCCAGGAUAGGUAGCUCAAGCUCUUCUGUCGCAACAAAACCAGGAGAAAUGGAGAGGUAUGCUCGUGUCUUCUUUCUUCCUUUAUUCCUCUUCUUGUGCUGUUUCUCUUCCUUCUUUGUUUAUGGUUUGGCUGCCAAUUCGUUCCAACUAAUCCAAAACCAGAGAGAGAUCAUGACUAAUCUCUCUAUGAACCUCCCAACGUCUCAAACUAUUGGGGUGUGGAACACCACCACGGACACGUGCCGUUGGGUUGGGGUGACCUGCUCCCCUCCGCCCUCCUCCGUUGUGACCGCUCUCUCCUUGUCCGGCUUCGGCCUCUCCACCGCCAACUCCUCCUUGGUCGCCCGCUUCUUUGACCUCCUCUGCCGCCUACACGACCUCAAGUCCCUCGACCUCUCUCAGAACUCUCUCACCACCAUCAUCCCCAGCUCCUCCUUCUCCCCCAACUGCCGCGGGCUCUCCGGAUUGGAGUCCCUCAACCUCAGCAACAAUGGUAUGACCGGUCCUCUGCCUAGUUUCUCGGGUUUUGGGGCUUUGCAGUCCUUGGAUUUAUCUUAUAAUUCCUUAUACGGAGCCUUGGAUUCCGGGCUGGAAAAGCUCCCCAGAUUGAAACUUCUGAAUCUUUCCUUCAAUUUCUUCAACGCUACCAUCCCAGCUCGAGUUGGUGGUGCAACAGCUCCGAGCUUGGAGGUUCUGGUGCUCUCCGCCAAUCGUUUUCACGGCGAAAUCCCCGAACGGAUUUUUGACUAUGAGAACCUCACGUUGCUGGAUCUCAGUCAAAAUAUGCUAACUGGGUCUCUUCCGGAUGGGAUCGAUAGGCUUUCCAAGUUGGAAGUUCUCCUCCUUUCUUCCAAUAACCUCACUGGGAUAAUCCCGACUAGUUUAGCAACGAUCAAGACCCUGUCUCGAUUCACUGCCAACGAGAACCAUUUCAGUGGCUCGAUUCCUCGUGGAAUUACGACUCAUGCGAGUAUUUUGGACCUCAGCUACAAUAGUCUCACCGGGGAGAUCCCAUCAGACCUCCUCUCGCCGCGGAAUUUAGAGUUUGUGGAUCUGUCCAGCAAUCACCUUCAAGGACCCAUUCCUGGGAAUUUGUCACAAAGCAGGGUCUACCGUCUGCGACUUGGCAAUAACAAUCUCAAGGGAAGCAUUCCAUCAACAAUUGGGAAGCUUUCCAAUUUGACAUAUCUAGAGUUGAAUGGCAAUGCAUUGGGUGGAGAGAUUCCAUCUGGGCUGGGGAAUUGUACAAAACUGAUGCUGUUGGACCUAUCUUCCAAUCAAUUGCAAGGGAAUUUGACAAAGGAAUUGGGUUACCUUGAACAAUUAGUGGUCUUGAAGCUUCAAAACAACAAUCUUACUGGAGAAAUACCUGAUGAACUCUUGAAGUUUCGGAAUUUGAGCACUCUUGAUCUCAGCCAGAACUUGCUCACUGGUGAGAUACCUCCAGCAAUUUCCAACUUAAACAAGCUUUCAGUUCUGAGUUUGCAAAGCAACAGAUUCUGUGGUUCAAUACCUGACAGCAUCAGUAGCUUCGAGAUUCUGAUGGAACUGCAGUUGGGAAACAACAACCUGAGUGGAACUGUUCCGAGAAUGCCAAAGAGCUUGAGGACAGCUCUGAAUCUCGGUAGCAACCUCUUCAGUGGACUCAUACCUUCCUAUCUCGGUGAUUUAUCUCAGUUGGAGAUUCUCGACCUCUCGAACAAUAAAUUUAGUGGUGAAGUUCCAGCUUCUCUUACUACAAUUCAAAGCCUGAUAGAAUUGGAUCUCUCUGACAAUCUGCUUUCUGGAGUGCUUCCAAAUUUUCCUUCGUUUGUCAGAGUCAUAACCACUGGAAAUAAGGAUCUCAUCAUCUCAAAUUCAAGCUCUCACACCAAUACAAGCUCUAACCCAAUCCGAACGAAAGGAAAACGACAUAUUUUACUCAUUAUCAUGGUUAUCAUCGGUGCUGUCAUUGGCAUGGGGCUGACAGCAGCCGUUCUUCUGUUAAUCAUUUCCAAGCGCUUUGAUCGGGUGAAAGAUGAAGGUCCACAGCCAGAAGAGAACCUUCCUCAAGUUAUAAGUGGAUGUUUCAUAACUGUAAAUAGUAUUCAUAGGUCCAGUAUCGACUUCACCAAAACUAUGGAAGUGGUUAGUAAUCCGGCCAACAUANUAAUGAAAUCUAGGUUCUCCACCUACUACAAAGCUGUGAUGCCCAAUGGAGUCAGCUAUUCUGUGAAGAAACUCAACUGGACUGACAAGAUUUUCCAAAUGGGGAGCCAUGAAAGGUUCGGGCAAGAACUGGAGGUCCUAGGAAAGCUGAGCAAUUCCAAUGUUAUGGUUCCCCUGGCAUAUGUCUUGACCGAAGAUAGUGCUUACCUGUUCUAUGAACACGUACACAAGGGAACUGUGUUUGAUUUCCUUCACAAGGACUCAGAAAAUGCUUUGGAUUGGCCAUCUCGUUACAGCAUAGCAUUGGGGGUAGCUCAAGGACUGACUUUUCUCCAUGGGUGCGAUCAACCAGUUCUCCUUCUUGAUCUUUCAACGAAGAGUGUUCGCCUGAAGUCGGUUAAGGAGCCUCAGAUAGGAGAUAUUGAGCUUUGCAAAGUCAUUGAUCCUUCCAAAAGCACGGGGAGCCUUUCUAUGGUUGCUGGCUCGGUUGGGUACGUUCCUCCAGAGUAUGCAUACACUAUGAGGAUAACCAUGGCCGGCAAUGUAUAUAGUUUCGGUGUCAUCUUGCUGGAACUGCUGACCAGAAAACCACCAGUGAGUCAGGGAACUGAGUUAGCCAAGUGGGCACUGAGCUAUUCGACCAGGCCUGAAGAAAGAGAGAAGAUUCUUGAUUCUAGGGUUUCUAAAGCAUCACUUGCUGUUCAGAGUCAGAUGCUGUCUGUUUUGAAGGUUGCCCUGGCAUGCGUUAGUAUCUCACCAGAGGCAAGGCCCAAGAUGCGGAACGUGUUGAGAAUGCUGUUUAAUGCAAGGUAACGACUAAUGACUCCUGAAAGAAGUGCAAGAAGAAAAACUGUUCUGCCUUACAGCGAACUGGGUGAUAGUUACACCUAAACCUGUCAUAGAAUAGGCAGUUGUGUUCUAUUUGCUAUGUUGUGGAUACACACCCAUCUAUAUAUCACAGUGUGAUCAUAUUCCCUUUUUACAAUUUUACAAGAGUGAAUUGGCGCGUUUCUUCUUGUUUAAGCAGUCAGUGGUACAAAGUAAUGGGGAAAAAAGAGGAGAUCGUAAAUUUCUUGGAGCUUUUGUGCUUUUUAUGUGGUCAGUCUAGUAGGGGCAUUGCCUCGUGAUGUAUUUCCCAUCAAAUGUAUGUACCUGCUAUAUUUAUCAAUUAGUAUAUCAUACAAGAUCCAAUUUUAAGCA
Molecule: messenger RNA, 3396 nt
Organism: Elaeis guineensis (African oil palm)
Lineage: Eukaryota; Viridiplantae; Streptophyta; Magnoliopsida; Arecales; Arecaceae
Source: RefSeq, a predicted model, not a curated record